Molecule: messenger RNA, 998 nt
Organism: Lobosporangium transversale
Lineage: Eukaryota; Fungi; Mortierellomycota; Mortierellomycetes; Mortierellales; Mortierellaceae
Exons: 2
Coding region: 111-845 (244 amino acids)
Biological process (GO): peptidyl-lysine trimethylation; positive regulation of proton-transporting ATP synthase activity, rotational mechanism; regulation of mitochondrial ATP synthesis coupled proton transport
Cellular component (GO): mitochondrion
Molecular function (GO): protein-lysine N-methyltransferase activity
Source: RefSeq, a predicted model, not a curated record
CAAGAAUUCUGGAAUUCGAAAAUUCUUGAAUUGACAUUAACAUUGUGUUCCAUCACACAUUUAUUUCUGCAUUUCUGUAUUUACCAUUUAAAUCAAGAUUGAAUGUAUAAAUGGAAGACGAGGUUGAGCAGAUUUCAAAAAAUUCAUACAAAGGUUCAGAUUUUGAAGAGCAAGAACAUGAUCGCUACAAGAACAAUCCUGAUUUGCUUGCCCAAGUAAAGCCCAAGGCGACUCGACUUUUCUCAUACAACUGGGCAAGUGGAUUUAUCUCUCCAUUUCGUCCAACUCCACAGGGCAUUCUUAGCGAUAUGUUGCAGCAUGUCCAUUUUUCAACUCCUAACAGGGACUCUCUCCUUGAUCUUGGCUGUGGCGAUGGGAUCGUGCUGGUCCAGGCCCUUCAAACCUUUCCUUCAACUCAGCUCAAACGAGCCAUUGGUAUCGACCUGGAUAAACCACUUCUGGAGGCAGCAAAGGACAGGAUCUUUCUCCAGGCACAGACAAAAACAGACCCCAAGUCCAAGACCGAAAUGCAUGAUAUUCUUUCUAGGCUAGAGCUUUAUCAUGGCGAUCUGACAACGAAGGAUGAUCUUCUUUCUCCUGUUAUGCCCACCGAGCCCAAUUCUAAAGCACCUCAAACAAUGAAAAGAUUGAUAGAGCAGUGCUCACAUCUUUUUGUCUAUCUGCUUCCUGAUGCCUUAUCCAAGUUAACACCACUGUUACUCGAAGCUAUCGAACUCCAGCAUAAGGUUGUUCUAUCGAUGCGUUGGGAGAUACCUGAAUUGAAACAUUACUUGAUCCAGGGAGGUAGCGAUUGUCAAUUUUAUAUAUAUAGCUACUCGCCAUGAUUAAGGAGGAGCGAUUUUUUUAUUUCUUUUAUUAGCUAGGUGUUUGAUCUGGACAAAUGAUAUGGAUUCAAGCUUGGAAAUGAGAAAAGGCGAAUGAACUUAGGCUUCUGGUUCAGGAGCAGCCUCGGUGCCCUCAGGCUGGUUAGAGUUGGC